GGCUCUGGCGCCGCGAUGGGCAGGGCGCCGACCGGCGUGCUCUCGCUCGCCCUGCUGUGGUGGGGCCGCGCGCUGCCCUGCGAGGGCAAGGCGCGGGGGCAUGGCGGCGCCGGCGAGCUCGAACUCGACCUGGUGGCGGACACGGUGAUGAUGCAGGUCGUCCAGGGCGCGGAGGCGUCUUCGUCCACGUCGCUGGACUCCGUGCUCAGGUGGAAGGCGCCGCAGAGGUCGUCUUUGGAGGAUCACCCGGGCGGCGACUCCGCCCCCGCCGCCCCUCUGAAAUUGGUGCAGGUGGACAACGUGCCGUGGAGCGCCAAGGACGACGCGCAGCAGCCGCCCGACGAGCCGCGCAUGGCGGCGCCCGUACCGGGCGUGGUGCAGCUCGCGGCGGCCGAGAGGGCUGGCAGGGCCCCCUGCCAUCUACCAGCGCGCCGAUGCCAGCGACGGUGGCGCCGCGGGCAAGGCGAGCCUCCUGUUUGACCACAUCGACUCCGACCGCGACGGCAGCAUCAACCGCGGAGAGCUUUUUGACCACAUCGACUCCAACCACGACGGCAACAUCAACCGCGGUGAGUUCGUGGCCCUUCUCGAGGAAGAGAAGGCGGCCGCCCCUGGCGUGGUUCUCCUCGACGACGUGCAGCGAGGGAGGAGGGCGCAGGAGGCCCAGGAGUCCAGCGAAAUCGCCGAGUUCGUGA
Messenger RNA from Prorocentrum cordatum, 695 nucleotides. The record is from the annotation of a GenBank genome assembly. NCBI's taxonomy places the organism in Eukaryota, Dinophyceae, Prorocentrales, Prorocentraceae.